UAAAUUUUGUGAGAUCAAGGCUAUGUCGAAAUUCAGAACUAUUCUCAAUAUUCCUGUCUAUUCCUGAUGGUUUAUCAUUAAUUUAUCCAAUAUUUACUACAAUGGCACUGACUGUGGAACUGUUAUGUGUGUGGAUACUUGUGUUUAUCUAUGAACAACGAGUACUUGGAUUUAAAAGAGAUCGUGAUAGAUGUCCUGAAGUGAUCCGAAAUCGACCUGAUCCUGUAUCUUUAUUAGAUGAUAUGUGUUAUAUGUAUGUUGGAGAGGAGAAAUACUGGGAUCAAGCUAGGGACUAUUGUUGGAACCUAGGCGGUGAAUUAGUAUCAAUAGAAAAUAAAAAAACAAUGAAUCAUAUCAUGGCUAAAUUUUUAAACGUAAAUGGUGGAACACAUUCUAAAAAUGGUGUUUGGAUUGGUGCAAAAUAUAAUGACAAUACAAAAGUAUGGCGAUGGACCACAGGUAAAAAGUUGCAUUAUGGUUAUUGGGCGAGUGGUCAGCCUAGUCAAAGUGUAAUUGGGAUUUCAUUUGAAGAUUGUGGGAUAAUGAGAAGAAGUGAUGGAUGGAGAUGGCAUGACUAUCCUUGUCAUUUAAUGAGAUAUACUUACGAUUUUAUCUGUCAGUUCCCUAUUGCUGGUGGAGAAGGAGUUGUACAACCUGAACAACAUAUAGCAUCAGAUACAGUUGAUAAUGGCAACACUAUGAUAUUAGGUAUUAUUAUUGGAACUGGAAUAUUUAUUUUGUUAUUGGUAAUAUUGACCUUCCUCAUCUACAGACAUCUACAAAAGAAGAAAUAUUCUAGAGAAAUACCAGCAUCUAAUUAUGGUAAUGAAAAUUACGUAGAUACCAAUAACUAUAACAACAGUCAUUCUACUGCUGUUUUCCAUAAUAGACCUCGUAAUGAUAGUGAUGUGUAUUUAACACCAGCAGAAGUGAACACUUUAUAUGAAGAAGUGAACAAACCUGCCAAUCAUAUGAUCAUCAAUCCUAACCAUGUUACAUGUCCAUUAAUAGUCAAUGUACCAAAUCAAAAUAGAAACAAUGUACGCCAGGCAGGUAAAGGUUCUAGUGCAGAAUCAGUUGUUAUUAGUGGAGCUAGCUCUCAAGCUGAUACUCCUGUUAUCCCUCCAUUACCUAGCACCAGUACCAUACCAUCUAUUAUGGAAACAUCCACCAGAAGUGUCAAUGAAUAUGUCGAUAUGGCUUCAGGUGUGGCCAUACCACCUUUACCAGAUGCUGACCAAGUUGCAUCUAAUGUGAACUCUCUAAAAAAUCAGAAAGGAUCUGACACAAAUGGUUGUGCAAAACGAUCAGCAGGGUCUCCUGUAUAUAGUAAUGUUGAUAGUAUUACAAGUACACACAAAGAUUCUACUGGAAUCUACGAAGAUAUUCCAUGA
Molecule: messenger RNA, 1394 nt
Organism: Lottia gigantea (owl limpet)
Lineage: Eukaryota; Metazoa; Mollusca; Gastropoda; Lottiidae
Exons: 6
Coding region: 102-1394 (430 amino acids)
Molecular function (GO): signaling receptor activity
Source: RefSeq, a predicted model, not a curated record